Plasmodium knowlesi strain H is the source of this 5928-nucleotide messenger RNA. Its product is annotated as conserved Plasmodium protein, unknown function. The record is from RefSeq and is a predicted model, not a curated record. The coding region runs from base 1 to 5928 and encodes 1975 amino acids. NCBI's taxonomy places the organism in Eukaryota, Apicomplexa, Aconoidasida, Haemosporida, Plasmodiidae. The transcript has a single exon.
AUGAAAAAAUUUCCCCUCAGAAGAAAGAGACCUAACUUGGCAAAUACCAAUAUCAAGUGUUACCAGUACCGGAACGCCACAAAGAAUGGAAACAGAGAUACGUACGUGUUGGAUAAAAAGAAAAAGGUGGAAGAGAGGGUUAAAUUGAUGACCAACACCAAGUACAAUGAAAUGGUCGCCAUGUUCAGAGGCAGAAACGAAAUCAGAGGAGUGAACAAAAGCAAAAACACCCAUUACUGUAAUUUUGCAAAAGCAGAUAUUUUAACCUUCGCAAAGAAAGACAUAGAACGACUGAAAAAAAAUAAAUUUAAGUAUCUUCCCAUAGGAGGAAACAGAAAACACCACAUUAAAAAAUUUCUGACAGACUGCAUUUUUACGAACAAGGUUAAGCAGUUAGUGAGCACAGCGAAGAGACACAUUCAUAGAGCUAGUCUCUAUCAUCUUUUUCUUCUUCUUAAGUUAAGUACAGAUUUUAAAAAUUGCGAAAUUUUCAAGCUUAAUGCGUUAGAGGCUUUUACGAACAAGGUGGAGUUACUUGGGUGGCGCCAGAAGAAACGAUAUUUGGGGAAGGACGACAGGUCCAUUGUUCUCACCUACCAACGUAUUUUGGACAACAAGUUUUUUGCUAAUGCACAGGGGGCCUCGGAAAAGCCCCCCACGCAGGAUGUGUACUUGUUCGAUGUGGUCAGUUUUGUGAAUGAAGUCGUCCAGGGGAGAGCGUCAGAGGCAUCUCCCCCCAGUAACGACAUCGAAACAGUGGCGUUCUCCCCCCCCAGUAACGAUGUCGCAACAGUGAGAUCCCCCCCCGACAGGAGUGAAUCCCCUUGUCCGGAGAGAAGGCACCCGCAUAGGCCCGGCAGCUGGGCGCAUCAAGGGGGGAGAAGCGAUCCGAAGAGACGGCGAGGCGAACACAAGGGAAAAAAGGGGGAUAACGGAAACCACGUAACACCAAGGGACGAAGUUUACAAGGACGAAAUAAAAUAUUUUUCCUACAAUCACAGGACGAAUCAUUUGGGAGUGUACAAGGAAAUUUUUGAAAAAUCUGAUCAGUAUAAAUGUUUAAAAUUUUACGAAAAUGCAAAAAAAAAAAUUGCAGCGCGGGAGGAGGGGAAUUCUCCGCAAUAUCUGCUAAACAGUAAGUUGAGAAGAAGCCUCCUUAACCGCCCCAGUGUGGCAGAUAGCAACGCUGAAGAGAGCAACGCCCAACACAGCAACGUUCAACACAGCAACGUUCAACACAGUAACGUUCAACACAGUAACGUUGUCCAAAGCAACGUUGUACAGAGCAGCGGUGAAGGCCCGGGCCAGUCGGGAGGGGUCGCCCCCAGUAACACGUUAAGUCGAUACACACUGAAGGAGUCGGUGCUAAACGCAUUCCUCCAAGUGUGUGCAAAUAAUUACGACGACAGGAUGUACAAAUAUAUGAAGACUGUGUACUUCACCAAUUUUUAUGUCUACAAUCCUCUAUUCCUGUUUCAAUAUUUCAGUCACAUCCCAGCAAGCGAAAAUAAAUUCUUCGAAUUAUACUUAAGUGAAUUUCUCAAAUUCUUAAACAACAUCAUUGUGCAUUUUCACUUUUAUUUAAUUCCCUUUUUUACCAAUUUGAAUUACUCCACAUUUUUUCUGAACUUUUUAAAAGAAAAAAUGUUACACUGUGAACGGGAUGAGGAAAGGAAUGUGCACAUAUAUAGAAGAUCAAGUAACCAUCAAUUCCUGAAGGAAAAGUUUUCUUACACUUACAAAGGUUAUCAUCACAAUAGGGAAAAAGACCUGGCCUUCAUUUUUUUUCUUUUUUAUGAAAUUUUCCGGACUGACAGCUUCGUGGAAAAGUACCGGCAAAUUUAUUUGGACAAUUUUUACCUGUACAGUUCAGAAAAACAGGAAAAGAAACAACCCUUCAGUAUUUUUUUUAAUUUUUUAAAUUACAGAAGUAUUUUUAACAAAUAUGAAGAUGAACUGAAAAAGGUGCAGAUUGAGAGGACACAUUUUUAUAAGCCACUUGUGGCGGUUACGAAGAGGAUGAUAAGGGAACACAGCUCUAUGAAAUCCCCAACAAAUGGGGAGGAAGAAGAAGCUACCCCCCCUGGGGGAAACACACAUGUGGUAGAUAAUUCUGUUGGUGGUGAGUGCUUAACCCGUGUGGUGGGUCGUCGCACUGCCACACGCGGGAAGUUGGCCCCCAAUUUUCCGUUGAGAAGGCGGGAAUUCCUGCGUGGUAUGCAGAGGGCCCAUGAGGAGUUCGUCGCCUCGCUAAGGGCAAUAACCAACGGGGGGGAAUUAAACCAAAUUAACCAAAUUAACCAAAUUAACCAAAUUAACAAAAUUAACACAACUGACAGAAUUAACAAAACUAACACAACUGACAAAACUGACAGAGCUGACAAAUUUGUUGACAAUGAAACAAGUGAGAGGAAUAGACAGAGCGGAGAGAGCACCUGCCGACAAAUCCUCCAGUUCCAAGAUGCCAAUCUGAAGCACAACGCUAUUUCAGUCCGCAAGAGAGAAGUGUUCAAUAUGAUCCUGCAUCUGAACAAACACAACAUGACGCAAAGUGCAAACUACCUAAACCAAUUUUGCUUUUUUCUCUUAAACGAAUUUUGCGAGAAGGAUAUAGUUACCAUCUUUGCUAACCAUCUCAAGUACAACGGAAACGACCACGAUCUGUUGUUAGUUAAUAAAAUAAUUAACAUUUUAAUUUACAAAAAAAAGAAUGUUUCUCUCAGUAACAACAUUAUCAUCUGUAACAGUCUAGCCAAGUAUCAGCUCUUUAACAAUAAUUUUUUUUCGUUGGACAAAAGUAACUUUUUCGAUGAGGUGACUGAUGCGAACAUUCACUCGCUUGUUGCGUUGCUUUACUCCUGGGGAAAACUCAAAGUGAGAAAUAUCGACCCCCUUUUUUACGUGCGUGUCGUUAAAGAAAUUAUUAAAAAGGUAGAUAAGAUUAAUGAGUAUGGCUUGUCCUGCUUGCUGUAUGGACUGAACAACCUCAUAGAUAGGAGGAAGGUGUCCAUAAUGGCAGCCCCGGAAGGAAGUUCUGAACAGGGAAAUAUUAUCGAUCACGAUAAUCGCAUCGAAUCAUGCAACCGCGUGGAACGUUCUCCCGUGGAACGUUCACCCGUGGAACGUUCUCCCGUGGAACGUUCACCCGUGGAACGUUCACCCCGUGGAAGCAUGCCUCCCCAAAGCGACAUUCAAACUGCAUCACUCGAAAACGAACUGAUAAGAGCAAUAGUCAACAAACUAAUCAUCUUCAAAAACAUGAACAUCAAUUCUUUUUGCAUAUCAAUUUCUUGUCUCUCCAAAAUAAAUAUUUUCCCCAAAGAAUUAUAUGAAGAAGUAAAAACAGUUACAUAUAAAUAUAUGCACAGCGUAAAUGUGACAUCACUGCAGCAUCUCCUUCUAGCUCUCUCCAAAUUCUACAUGAAAAAUAAACGAAGUGAAACCACCGAUGAGCUAAUAUUUGAUAUUUUCAAUUUUCUCUUCACAUAUAAAUAUAAUGAUAUAUCUUUUAAGUGUGCAUGUAAAUUUUUGCACAUUUUGAGCUUACUGAAUUUGCGGGAUGAAGACUUCAUUUUGCUUCUUCUGUUGGUUAUUUCGAAUGAACAGAAGAUUUUGACUGAUGCCCAUGGAGGGAGGAAUGUCUCUUCUUGGGAGAAAAAUGCCCUUAAUGGUGAGGCCCCUCAGAGGGGGGGAGUCAACAGGGCCCACUCAGCCAAUCUGGACACACGCAAUUCAUUUAGCGGAGGAACUCAGCUUAAUUAUCGGCACUAUGGAGCAACAAGCACCCACCACACGAAGGAAUUACCCACCCUGAAUAGCGACCCCUCGGUGAAGCGAACAAACCAGAGUUGCAAAUACAAAGGCUCCCUAUUCAUCAAAGGGUUAAGUGCACUGAAGGAGGACGAUUAUUUUAAAAGUUCCUAUAGUGCGUAUCCAUUUUUUGACGUCAAAAAUUACAAGUUCGAUUUGAACAAAGUUUUGUUAAUUUUUAAGAAUGCCGAUAGUAGCUACCUGGUCAACGUGUUGGAGAGUUUGUACAGUUUGUCCUACUACUCCUACUUUUCAAUUCACCUGACCGUGGUCAUAAAAAAUAUUAUGAUAAAGCAAAUCCACGAUUUGAAGGUGUCCAGCAUAAUGGCUCUGCUUUUUUCUUAUGUGGAUUUACACUUCUUUGACCAUUCACUGUAUGAUAUAGAAUUGAAUUUAUUUUUAAGUGAAGACAAUAAUGGCACUGUUCCUGCCAUUGAGGAGGGAGCCGCCCAAUGGAAUGAUGAGCAGACUUUACUCUUGGAGCAUCCCGUGGUGGACACGAUUGAGAAGGGCGCCUCAGAAGGGAUAGACGAAAAUGAAAAGCUGAUUCUCAAAAAAAGGAACCAACUCUCACUCAGUGAUGAAGGAAACAGCGAUGCCCUGAGAGAACAGCUCCACAGCCUGUACAACCACAUGCGCUGUAACUUCAAAAUGAUGAACGAGCAGGAAAGGAUGCUUUACAUUGAGAAACUUAAACUGGUCAUGUGUGAAAUGAAGAAGAAGAGAAAAUAUUUUGUAGACAAUAUUUACAAUGAAAAUAACACGCCAAGUGUUGAAUACAUACUGUCCAUGAUUUACGACUAUAAUGAAAUGGAGAAGGAGAACUGCAGAAUGCCGGAGGGGGGAAAACUCCUCUCCGAGAUGAAAAGAGAACAACACGGGGGAGGCAAUACGAAUAUGGGUACAGGUAUAUAUAAGGACAACACCCCCAUGGCAACGCGCAAAAAGGAUGGCGCACUAGACAAUGUCCUGAAGGAGAAACACUUCGAACAGAUCAAAAACAUCGUGGACCAAUUUAGCUCGGUGAAGAAAUUCCACUUGAAGGACAAAACGCUAAAGGAAAAAUUACAAAAAAAAGAGUACUACGAUGAUUUCUUCUUUUUGAAAUAUAGAGAAUAUUACAAAGAAGACCUCAUCAGUUUAUGCCUAGAAACGAUGCUAAAAAAUGUGACUUACAUUUUGAACAAUUAUAAGCAGUACAAAAACUGCAGUACUUUUUUCCUCCUCCUUUUUUGCGACAUUUUCCUGCCAUACACGAAGAGCGAUAUUUUUUUCUACUUCAAGUGCAUUCAGAGGAGUUAUGACAGUGAGGAUGGAAAUCACAACAAAAAUGGAGAUGAUAACAAAUGGCAGAAACAGUUCCAGCAUAUUUUGGAAAACAUAGAGCUAUCCCACUUUACUGCAGACAUGAUCAGAAACGUUAUUAAUGCGAAGAAUGCCUCUCACAUGGUCAUCCCCUAUUUGGACAUAUUACAACACAACAAUAACUUCCUUAACAGAGCUGUAUGUGUGAGUGGUAAGAACGAAGAAGGGGCGCAUUGCGUAGAGGAACUUCAAAAUGUUAGCGAAAAGCAACAUAACAAUUCGGAGGGAGUAAGCCACAAAGAAUAUGGGUCACAUGGAGACAUCGCACAGGAGUACCAACACUUCAUAAACUCGUAUGACUCCACUUAUAGGCCAAAAAAGAUCGAGCUUGAAAAUAUCGUCCCCUUAAACUUAUUGUACAAAUUUUUCCAACUAUUCAACUUUAACAUUAAUAACGUUCAACUGAUGUACCUUCUAAACGAAGUGAUUAAAGAAAACGAGUCAAACGAGUUUGUCGGAAAUGACAACACAAUCCAAUUUAGCAAGAAUGAAAUUUCGCCUGACCAGUUCAGAAAGGUUUCCUACCCCCACAUACAAAUAAGAAAUAAAACCUUAAUUGUUCAUAAAAAUUCGAAAAAAGUUUUUUUUAAAAAUUUCAACAUCAUAGAUCAUUACUUUAAGCCAUCAAGAGGUAUGCUUAUACAAAUAUUGGACAAUGGCAUUCAUAAGGCAGUUUCGAUUUAUGUGGAUGUGUACGUUGUUGCCUAUAAGGUGGAUAUCGUGAUUGAGCGAGACGCGGUGUUGCGUCAGUAG